This is a messenger RNA of Musca domestica (house fly), 3626 nucleotides long. Its product is annotated as CCR4-NOT transcription complex subunit 6-like. Bases 891 to 2549 code for a protein of 552 amino acids. Gene Ontology annotation, cellular component: CCR4-NOT complex; nucleus; cytoplasm. Gene Ontology annotation, biological process: nuclear-transcribed mRNA poly(A) tail shortening. Lineage: Eukaryota; Metazoa; Arthropoda; Insecta; Diptera; Muscidae. The record is from RefSeq and is a predicted model, not a curated record. Gene Ontology annotation, molecular function: poly(A)-specific ribonuclease activity; protein binding. The transcript is spliced from 9 exons.
UUACAUUUACUUGGCUCCAUACUCUCACAUUCGGUCUGAGAAGAAGCGGAGAAAAUUGCAAAAAGAAAUUUAACAAAAAUAAACAAAAUAAAUUAAUUGUGCUACACAAAAAAGUACUGUAAAUACUUUCAAUUUAUAUCAAGCGGAAAACAAAUCAAUAUAAAUAAAGUGAAAAAGCGCCAAAAUUGUAACAAAGAUAAAACAAUAAGAAAUUCUUUCUUUCCUUUUUUUGUGGUGGACGACUACCGUACCGUUUGUGUUUCGUUUUCUCUUUUUUUUAAUCGCGGACAUAUUUUUCCAUAUUGCCGAAAAGAAAAAAAACAAAAAAAAAGUUUAAGAUUUUGCUAACAAACCUCUUUAAGAAAUCAAGAGGCGAUUAAUACCAACCACUGUUUUAAAAACUCGGCAUAAAGAAACAACUAUUGGAUGCAACCAGUUAUCAAUAAGAAACACACGCACACACAAUCAACAAAGGAAUCAUCCAUCACAACACCAAAAAUCAUCAACAUCAUCAUCACCACCACCACUAACAACUCAUCAUCUCAUCAGCAUAUAUUACCUGCAAUUUUCAUUUCAUUUAUGCGCCCUUCAAUUCUGACAAAAUAAACUAAAACAAAGGCUAAAGAAAACAACAGACCGAACGAACCGAACCGAACUGAAGAAACCAAAGAAUUAUUUAAUUUCUACAAAAAAACAUAACAACAAGGACUCGCUGCAAUACAUUCUAUUUUGUUUUCUGUACCACAUACAAUCUUUCAUCUAGCAAUCAAACAAACGAACAAACAAACAAAUAUUUGUUAUUCCCAAGAACUUUUGAAGAGAUAUUAAUCAAUCAAUACCAAUACUUUAUUAAUAUUCUUUGCAGAGACGCUUAUCAUCAGGCGGUUAUUAUGAAAGGCAACCUAUAUAAAAUGUCUCGUAACAAGGACAAAUAUGAAAGUGCAAAUCGUAGACAACAGAUCUUUAUGUCACCUGAAGAUGUGGCUGCUGGCAAAAAAUCCAAUUGGACAGGCAUUGAAAUUACAGGUUGCGUUCGUAACAUCAGUCCUUCUCUGUGGGAAUUUGAACACUUAACCGCACUAUAUUUAAAUGAUAAUCAUUUAUUACGUUUGCCCGCCGACAUUGGCCUAUUGGUAAAUUUACGCACAUUGGACGUAUCAAGCAAUAAAUUGCGUAGCUUGCCAGCAGAAUUGGGUGAAUUGAUACAAUUGAGAGAACUUUUAUUGAAUAACAAUUUUCUCCGCGUAUUGCCAUAUGAAAUUGGCAAAUUAUUUCACUUGCAUGUUUUGGGUUUAAUGGGUAAUCCAUUACAAAAGGAAUUUCUCUCCAUUUACAAUGAACCGAACGGUACACAGAAAUUACUAACAUAUAUGCUGGAUAAUUUGUCAAUUUCUGUAACACCACCACCUCAGAGGCCAUGGAUACCAUUGGCGAAGCCCAACAAGUCCAGACCGGCAUGUCUCUUCACCGUCAUGUGUUACAAUGUGUUGUGUGACAAAUAUGCCACCCGACAAAUGUACGGCUAUUGCCCCUCAUGGGCCUUGAAUUGGGAGUACCGCAAAAAGGCCAUUCUCGAUGAGAUACGUCACUACUCGGCGGACAUUAUCAGUUUGCAGGAAAUCGAAACGGAGCAAUUCUAUAACUUUUUCCUGCCCGAACUCAAGAAUGAUGGCUAUGAGGGUAUCUUUUCGCCGAAGUCGAGAGCCAAGACAAUGUCCGAAGUGGAACGUAAAUAUGUGGAUGGUUGCGCUAUAUUUUUUAGGACCUUAAAAUUCUCUCUCAUCAAAGAGCAUUUGAUUGAAUUCAAUCAACUGGCCAUGGCCAAUGCAGAAGGAUCUGACAACAUGUUGAAUCGUGUUAUGCCCAAGGACAAUAUUGGUCUGGCCGCUUUGUUGAAGGUCAAGGAUAAUGCCUGGGAUCCCGAGCUGGAUGUAACCCAAACCUCGCAGGCUUUGUUGGUAUGCACGGCCCACAUCCAUUGGGAUCCGGAGUUCUGUGAUGUCAAACUAAUUCAGACCAUGAUGUUGAGCAACGAGUUGAAGACGAUAAUUGACGAGGCCAGUCACAGCUUUAGACCUGGCCAUAAGAAUGACUUGAACAGUGUACAGCUGUUGUUGUGUGGCGAUUUCAACUCCCUACCCGAUUCGGGUGUGGUGGAAUUCUUAAGCAAGGGUCGUGUCAACAUGGACCACAGCGAUUUCAAGGAUAUGGGCUACAAGUCGUGCCUGCAACGUUUACUCUCGAAUGACACCUCAGAAUUUACGCAUUCCUUUAAGUUGGCCUCGGCCUACAGCGAGGACAUAAUGCCCUAUACGAAUUACACGUUCGAUUUCAAGGGCAUCAUCGAUUAUAUUUUCUAUACAAAGACGGGCAUGGUGCCGCUGGGCCUAUUGGGGCCCAUAUCCAAUGAAUGGUUACGCGAGAAUAAAGUUGUUGGCUGUCCGCAUCCACACAUACCCUCCGAUCAUUUUCCACUGCUGGUGGAAUUGGAACUGAUGCAUACGGCAAGUCAACAAUUGCCACCAAAUGGUCUAAUUAGUCGGCGGUAGCAAUAAAACUUAUGUGACAAGACAACGUUAACAGCCUUUAGUAAUAGUAGCAAGAACAACAGCAACAUUAUCAACAACAACAAGAAUAACCAAAAUAUUAACAACAACAACAACCACCACCAGAAUAGCAGGGAGUACAUUUUACAAAAGCAACAACAACAACAAAAAACACAUUCAAUAGGAGAAUUACAAAAUGAUUCUGGUAAUCAAGUAAAAGCUGCCGUUGUCCAUUUUUUAGAAACUCAUAUCGCCGUCGCCUUUAUCAUUUUCUUCGUUAACGAUGUUGUCGUUAUUAUCAUCAUCGUCGUCUACGUCUACGUCGUCGUUGCCGUCAUCAACAACAUUAAACAAAAACAAACAACAACAAAAAUAAUAAUAAAAUUAAAAUUAUUAUUAAAAACAACCACCUUCAACACAAGGACCACAGGAACAAUCUUUAUAAAACUACAACAACAACAACUGAUGUCAUGAUCAUAAUGAAAGCCCACAACAAAAAAAAAAUACAAAAACAAAUAAACAUAAUUUAUUUUUUAAGUUUUUAAAAUUUAAUUAAUUAAAACAAAACAAAAAACACAAAAAAGUAGCAAUUUAAACCAUUUUAUGUUUCCUAUCCUCUUUUUUUCCUUUCUCCCAAACUGUCUCCAGUCCUCCCCCCCUCUCCCCUCUAUGUCUUUUCAAGCACAAUUCUUUGCAGUUAUUUAGUUUUCAAUAUUUCCCUUGCAUUCUCCCACCCCUCCUCCCCUACCGUUUUUGUUUAAAUAGAUUUAUAUUUAUUGUCAUUGUAGCUAUAAUUUUAAGUCCAAUAAUUCUCCCAGCACGUUACGCUCCAAAAACCUGCUUAUUAUUAUUUUCUUUAUUCUUCGUAUUGUAUUGAUUGCGCUAUACUAUGUUCCGGUUAAACAAACAAACAACAACAACAACAAAAAAACUGAACGAUUAAAGAGAUGUGUUUAGGUGUUAUAACAAAUUUUUAGGAAAGAAAGAAAACAAAAAACAAACCAAUAUUAAAAUAAAACAAACAACCACAAAAAACAAAACAAAUAAAUAUUUAAAGUAUAAAAAAUCAUUCUAUACAAA